UUGCUCUCAGCCAAUUUGCAAGACCAGAGUGGCAAUGCUCUGCAAACGGAUAUUUUCUUCUUUUAUACACUGAAUCGUCGUCUUUCAACUUUCACCUGCGUCCGUGUCUCCUAUUCAAUUUUGGUCAAUUUUCUUUCUAUGAAUGAUGGAGAUUUUCCCUCUUCUUCUUCUUUGUAUUCCUUAACUUCUUCUUCUUCUUCUUCUUCUUUCGCUUUUCUUUUCCCUUUUAUCAACUGUCCCCUCCCCCUAAUAAUUUUUAUCAUCUUCUUCUUUUCCCACCUUCUAAUAAUAAUCAUCUUUUUCUUUCCCACCACCUACUAUAUUUCACUUCUUCCAUCUUUUCUUAUCUUCUUCCUUCCUUUUUUCUUUGUUUCUCCUCCCCGUCUUCAUAAUUCCUCCCUCCACCAUCUUCCCGUCCUCCUCCUCUCCCCAUUUUGCUACUUUUCCUUUCCGUCUCUUUCCUCCUUAAAUAAUUCUCCUCUUCCUCCUCUUGUUCGUCACCCCUACGUAUUGCUCUUAUUUCUUGCCUUCAUCUUUAUCUUUUUUCUUUUUUUCGUUUUUUCUCUCUUCCAUCUCAUCACAGACGAUACAUUUCCAUUUUUUUCGUCGUCUUCCUCAAUAAUUUCCUCUUCUCCCCGCUUCCACUUGUUCGAUUUUAAUUUCUCCUCCUUUCUAUUCAUUACUCUUUCUCUUUUAUUUCCUUUCUUAAUACUUUUAAUUUUCUAUAAUCCUAUCCGUUUAUCUACAUCUUCUACUUUCCUUGUGCCUCUUUGUGCAUCCUUGUAUUUCGUAACUCUGCUUUAUUCUCUUUUCCUCAUUCUUUUUCUUUUUCUUCUUUUUCUGUUUUUGUGCGUCCUUGUAUUCCCUGAAUUCAGUUUCUUCUUCUUCUUCUUCUUCUUCUUCUUCUUCUUCUUCUUCUUCUUCUUCUUCUUUAACUUCAUUAGUUCAAUGUCUUUUCUUCUUAUUUUUCUUCUUAUUUUUCUUUGUAUUCCUUUGUAUUCUUCUCUGUCUCUCCUUCUUUUUCUUCUUUGUAAUCCUUCAAACUUCAUUUGUCAAUGUCUUUUCUUCUUCUUUGUAUUCUUUAAUCUCAAUGUCUUUUCUUUUUCUACUCUUCCUUCUUCUUCUCCUCUUCCUUCUUCUUUAUAUCUCUUAAGUUCAUUGGUUCAUUGUCUUUUCUUCUCCUCCUUCUUCUUUGCAUUCCUUAACCUCAAUGUCUUUUCUUUUUCUCCUGUUACUACUACUUCUUCCCCUUCUCCCUCCUUCUUCUUCUCCUUUGUAUUCCUUAACCUCAGUGUCUUUUCUUCUUUUCCUCUGCGUUCUUUUUCUUCUCCUUCUCUCUCUUCUUCUUCUUUGUAUUCUUUAAUUUUAUUGGUUCAACGUCUUUUCUUUUUCUUCUUUGUAUUUCUUAACCUUCUUCUCCUCUUCCUUCUUCCUCCCCGUCUCCCCCUCCUCUUCUUCUUCUUUGUAUUCCUUAAUCUCAAUGUCUUUUUUCUUCAUCUUGCUUCAUCUCAAUGCCCCCCUCCUUCUGUGUUUAUUCCCUGCCCCUUUCCUUCCUCUUUGAUUAACAUUGGUCUUAUGAAGUACAUUUUAGCUUAA
This is a messenger RNA of Acanthosepion pharaonis, 1596 nucleotides long. The record is from the annotation of a GenBank genome assembly. NCBI's taxonomy places the organism in Eukaryota, Metazoa, Mollusca, Cephalopoda, Sepiida, Sepiidae.